AUGGUUGAAUCAGUUUCUCAAACACCACCUGAAAGUCCCAAUCACCAAACCACAGAAAUCCCAUUCACUUCAAACUCAGGAAACCCUAGAACUUUGGACCCAUACGUAAUUCAUCCCAGCGACAACCCAGCUACUGUGUUGUUCUCUCCGUUGUUACAAGGUGAUAAUUACGGAUCAUGGGUGAGAGGUAUCACCAAGGCUCUCAAUGCUAAGGGAAAACUUGGAUUCGUGGAUGGCUCCCUUCCUCCUCCCACUGAUGAACUGACUUAUCAGUGUUGGAAACGUUGUGACGAUUUGGUGGGCAGUUGGCUGCUUAAUUCAUGCCAACCAGAUAUCAGGGCAAGCUGUUUAUAUGCUCCUUCCUCUCACGCAAUCUGGAAGGAUAUACAGGUGAGAUUCUGCAUAUCUAAUGCUCCUAUCUUAUUUCGUUUAAAAUCUGCUAUUGCUGCGAUUCGACAAGAGUCGAUGUCUGUGUCUCUGUACUAUACCAAAAUCAAAACCUUGUGGGAUCAAUAUGAUUCCCUUGUCGCUGUCACGGAGGUGUGCAUCUGUGGAGCUGGAAAGUCGCUGCUUGAAAGAUUGGAACGUGACAGAGCCGUGGAAUUCCUUCAAGGUUUGCACGACAAGUUUUCAAACCUCAGAAGUCAGAUCCUUUUAAUGGAUCCAUUUCCAACAGCACUCCGUAUUUUCAAUAUGGUGCAGCAGGAGGAGGAACAACAACAUAUCACCUCGAGUCCUCUUCCUAACAUCGAGUCGGCUGCUCUCAACACGAAUCGCUUUGCUGCGCCGUCUUCUGCUAACCGAUCUGCUGCAAGUCACAACAAAAGGCCAAGACCUCAUUGUGAUUUUUGUAACCGCCAUGGACAUGUCAGGGAUCGCUGCUAUCGUCUUCACGGUUUCCCGUCUUCCUCUACAUCACAGCCGGUUGCUGCCAAUACUAUCGCUGCUCCUUCCGAAUCACAGCUUACCAAUUAG
Messenger RNA from Papaver somniferum (opium poppy), 975 nucleotides. RefSeq lists its product as uncharacterized. The transcript has a single exon. The record is from RefSeq and is a predicted model, not a curated record. The coding region runs from base 1 to 975 and encodes 324 amino acids. Lineage: Eukaryota; Viridiplantae; Streptophyta; Magnoliopsida; Ranunculales; Papaveraceae.